Messenger RNA from Ascochyta rabiei, 2439 nucleotides. RefSeq lists its product as uncharacterized. NCBI's taxonomy places the organism in Eukaryota, Fungi, Ascomycota, Dothideomycetes, Pleosporales, Didymellaceae. The transcript has 2 exons. The record is from RefSeq and is a predicted model, not a curated record. The coding region runs from base 1 to 2439 and encodes 812 amino acids.
AUGCGAGCCCCACGUUUCCGCAAGGAAGACCCCGCAACGUCGGAUGCUAGUGUCACCGCAGACGAAUUCCUACAACUCGGUUGGUGUACCCAUCAACUUCAACGCCUUCAACGAGUGUGUUCGCCUGAAGCCCUUCGCUACCUCAGCACCCUCGACCGGCGCGGGUACCGUCCAAGCAACCACCGCGCGUGCACAGAAAAGCCCUGCUGCAUCGCCAAUAACGUGGAUCCUAAAAAUUACCAUGCUGCACACACACAAACGUGUUCAGGCGCAUGUCCGCCCGUGGCUGUCGAUUACAAUGACGUCGUCAACAUCAUCAACCUCGGUGGAGUUCCCAUAGUCAGUAUCCACGUCGAUGCUGCGUCAACCCAAGACAGCCCUCUUCUUAGCCUGAAAGUCACGCCUCGCGCCAUCUCAACACGCUACACGGUCAUCUCUCAUGUGUGGUUCGAUGGACUAGGCAAUCCCUUAGCCAACGCGUUGCCAACAUGCCAGCUACAACGCCUGCAUUCACAGUUGCUGUCUAUGCCGCCCGAUCACGAGAGCGGCGUCUUCAGCGUGGGCUCGCUGCAGGUAGACUGGUCGCGACAAAGCUUUAUCCGUCAUCCGAAUCGUCAACCGCCGUUGUUCUGGAUGGAUACUCUCUGCAUUCCUGUUGGUGAAGGGCACAAGCACCUUCGCAAGACAGCCAUCAAUCAGAUGGCAUCCAUCUACGCAGCAGCCAUUCAGGAGCUGGUGUUGGAUGCAGAAUUGAUGCAGUGUGAAGCUGGCGCAGGUGCGGCUUUGGAGAUGCUCGCACGUAUGGCAUGCUCGGCUUGGAUGACACGCAGCUGGACACUACAGGAGGGAGUGUUGGCAAGGGAGUGUGUUUUCCAGUUUAAAGACCGCGCCAUCGACCCCGUGCACGAGUGGUGUCUGCAUGGCAUAAGACCAUCACGCGCAACGAAAGCGUUCGCUGUGAGUUUUCCGUCUCCCGCAGACGAAGAGCACUGGGCGGUAUACAAAGAGCUUUAUAACUUCUUAUGGGAUACGCUGCACCAAGACUGGAAGAGCAAGUAUCGUAGAGACCCUCCGGCUCCAGCGAGAGGUCUUCGACAAAGCCACGCAGCAGGCAGAAUUCACACUCUUCCCGCCGUGCACGGCCUUUCCAAGCGCAGCCAGAACGGCCUGGAUGAGAAAGACCACUUCACCAUGCACCUCCGGGAAGAACACCGCACAAAGCAGUUGGUCGACACAUGGAACGAGUUAGCGCACCGCUCGACCACGAUGCCAGAAGACCUGCAUGUCAUCAUUGCCAACUUGCUCGACUUCAACGCUGACAGGAUUAUGGAUAUACCCACACGUGAAGAACGUAUGAGAGCCAUGAUUCUCAGCUUUCAGUCUUUACCUGUUUCACUCUUCUGGAAUACCGGACCGAAGUGGCGCGAUGGUGGUAACAAUCUAUGGAUGCCUGUCGAGCCCAGCAAGAGCGAGUUAUCUGUGACACCCGUGAUGGAACUCAGCGAUGGAUGGUUGCACUUAGAUCUUGCAUCUGAAGCAGUAGGUGACGUGUCGAGCGCUCGGGUGUUUUUCAUACAUGAGGUUGGUUUAGACAUCUCUGUGCGGUUGAGCUUUCUCUGUUCAGGUCUAUCAGAGCUGGUGUACGACGUCACUCUGCUUGACGCUCAAAACCACAACGAUGGAGCAGCCAGCCGCAGCGUUUUAGGCGAGGCUUCGUAUUCUCUUAUCCUUGCGACUUCUGCGCAAUCGUCAAUUACUUGUUCGACCAGAGGUGCGUUGUUCCGUCACUUGCCGCUCCAAGGCCCAGAAAAGGAAGACAUUGUCCAGCUUUCAUACUGCUGUCCAGUCGUCCUGCAUCCCCGCGACACAGACUUGGAGCCGGAUGAGCCCCACGUAGUAGCUGAAGCCUUGGCUACCGGUAUGAGAAUUUCAGUCAAGUAUGACCCUAUCCCAGAUUUCAUACCAUACCCACGCCGUCUAAACCGCGGCCCGUCAAUGCAAGGCGGCGUCGCCUUCAUCAUACUCCUUCCUAUCCCCGCCGUAAUCGGAGUAUACUGUCUGAUCGCCUUCAUCGUCAUCAUAUCGCGUCCACCGUACACAUUCACGCCAGUGGCCCAAACCUUGCUCACCCUAUUUCUCGUAUUUUUCGUUGGCUGUUCGUUGCUGGGCUUCGCGUGGCUGCUUUUCAUCGAGGCGUUUAUGUAUCGCAUGUGGCUUGCGUCAUUUGAUAGUGAUUAUUGCGUCGAGAUGGAGAGGGGAGGGUGGUGGGCCCGCUAUGUAAGCUUGGAGAGGUGGCUGGCGAGUGUUGAGCAUGCGGUGUAUACGCGUGGCAAGGAAAGUUUGGAGAUGCUACGAAGGGGCUUUGCGCCAAAGGCAAAGAGCGCGUUUGAUGAGGAAGGUGAGACUGGCGGUAUUGCUAUGGGCCGCAGCAGUGUGUGA